UUUCGUAAGGAGUACUAGAAAUAUUCAGCCAAUGAAAUUGUUAAAAAGCGUAUUCUCCGGUGUUAGUGUUUCAGAAACAUGGCCGCCGCUUUAGCUACAGAGUUGCCCCAAGGAGGGUUUUCUUUUGAAAACUGCAAAAGGAACUUGAUGUUAGAAAACCAAGGGUUCAAGGCUCCCAAGGUUUACAAAACAGGAACAACUAUUUGUGGUGUUGUCUUCAAGGAUGGCGUUGUGUUGGGUGCAGAUACAAGGGCAACAGAGGACACUGUGGUUGCAGACAAGAACUGUGCCAAAAUACAUUUCAUCUCCUCUAACAUUUACUGUUGUGGUGCAGGAACGGCAGCUGACACAGAGAUGACGACUCAGAUGAUCUCGUCCCAGCUGGAGCUGCACCGACUCAACACAGGCCGCAAGCCACGCGUGUGUACAGCCAACAGACUGCUCAAACAGAUGCUUUUCAGAUACCAUGGUUACAUCAGUGCCGCCCUGGUGCUAGGUGGGGUGGACUCUACCGGCCCCCAUCUGUACAGCGUCUGGCCCCAUGGAUCAACAGACAAACUGCCAUAUGUCACCAUGGGAUCAGGCUCCCUUGCCGCCAUGGCAGUUUUUGAAGAUCGCUUUAAAGCAGAUAUGUCUCGUGAGGAUGCCAUGCAGUUGGUGCGAGAUGCCAUUGCUGGAGGCAUCUUCAAUGACCUUGGCUCUGGCAGCAACAUUGACGUGUGUGUCAUCACCAAGGACAAGACGGAGUACAUUCGGCCAUUCGACCAGGCCAACCUCAAGGGUGUCAGACAAGGCUCCUACCGCUACAAGCGAGGUACAUCGUCUGUGUUGAAGACCGAGGUGAAGAAAGUCGAGUUUGACGUUGUGCAGACCGAUGUGCGACCCCAGGAUAUGGACACCGACUAGACCAAGUUCUCAGUUCCUGGUGUGCUACAAGUACACAUCUUUCCAUCUUGGGUACAUCAUGCAGAUUGUAUAACUCAUGACUUGACACAAACACAAAAAAACAACACUGUAAAAUAGGAUAGAGUUGUUGAUAUUUUGUAUCGGUGUCAAUUCCUGUGUUGGUAGCUGCCUCUCUAACAUGGCACAGUAAAUGUUACACAACAUUUCAUCUCAUAGCAGCAUGGUCAUUCGAUACAUAGUUUUAUGUGAGCUAUAUCUAAGUGCUAUGAAGAGACGGGUUCAAUUAUGUUUGUUAACAGUUCAUGUCCAGCUGAUGUCUGACAGCUGUGUUGUAUGAAUAAACCUUGUCACUGUC
Molecule: messenger RNA, 1261 nt
Organism: Haliotis rufescens (red abalone)
Lineage: Eukaryota; Metazoa; Mollusca; Gastropoda; Lepetellida; Haliotidae
Product: proteasome subunit beta type-7-like
Exons: 8
Coding region: 79-906 (275 amino acids)
Cellular component (GO): proteasome core complex
Molecular function (GO): threonine-type endopeptidase activity
Source: RefSeq, a predicted model, not a curated record